UCCCAUUUUCCCUUCUUAUUUCCUCCCUUACUUUACGCAUUAACGGAUCUUCUGGACCGUCCUCGCUCUGUCUUCUCCUCUCUCAGAAGAAGAAACGUCGAACCUCUUCUCUCAUUAUGGGUUAAUCACUCUCUUCCUCCCUUCUUCGUUGUUUCUUCUCUCUUCAACUCCAAAAACAGAGACGAAAAAAAAUGUUCAUUUUUCUCUGACGUCAACGUGUUUCAGAAGCAAGUAGUGCGAUUCUGUUGAUUCAAAAAGAAGGGUUUAAGGAUAAGAUGGAGCAAGUUGCUGUACCAAGUGGGUACGAGCGAGUUGUUCUACCAUUUGGGUACAAGUUUUGUCCUACAGAUUCAGAAUUAAUUCUUUUCUAUUUAAAGAGCAAGAUAUUGGGUCAAGAUCCUAUUGUAAAGAAAAAGUCAUUGGAUCAAGAUCUUAUUGAUAUAAUCCCUACCAUUGAUGUUUUCUCCAGCAACCCAGAUCAGCUUCCCGUGGGUGACUAUGAGCAUGGAUCGUGCAGUGAAUGGUAUUUCUUUUCCAACAGAAGAAAAGGCAAAAUUUUAACAAAAGAUGGUUUCUACCGUGUCUCCUCUAGGAAUCACGUCUAUAUGAGCAAACACAAGAAAGAAUUGAUUGGUUUUGUGCGAAAACUUGAUUUCUACCAUGGAAGGCCUGAUAAAGGAUCCAAAUCUCAAUGGAGUAUAUACGAGUAUAGAGUUAAUCCUGAGUGGCUUCAAGUUAAUGAAAUGGAUCAUGCUACUCGAGAAAAGAUUUUAAAUGUUGUUGCUUGCAAAGUCAUUUAUAGACAACCGCCCAAGCCAGAAGGCACAUUUGAAUUGCUCGGAGUUAGAGAUGUUGAACUCUUCAUAAAGAAUCAGGAGAUGGACAAUGUAGAACUCGAACUCAAUGAAAAAGAUCAAAAGGAAAAUGAGAAUGAAAAUGUACAACUUGAGCUCAAGACCUCCAGGAAUGAAAGGGAUCGAAAGGGAAAAGAGAAGGAUCAAAAUGAGAAGGGCAAUGAAAGGAUCAAAAAGUAAGAGGAAAUAGGAAAAUGUUAUGUUGAAUCCAAAAAAUCUUGGAAAAGUUGCAGAACAGCAUUGUCUUCCCAUCUCAAAUUUUUGUUUUAAGGUCUUUUACCAUAAGAAAAGAGAAAAAAAA
Jatropha curcas is the source of this 1155-nucleotide messenger RNA. Its product is annotated as NAC domain-containing protein 54. The record is from RefSeq and is a predicted model, not a curated record. NCBI's taxonomy places the organism in Eukaryota, Viridiplantae, Streptophyta, Magnoliopsida, Malpighiales, Euphorbiaceae. Gene Ontology annotation, biological process: regulation of DNA-templated transcription. Gene Ontology annotation, molecular function: DNA binding.